UAUAACUAAUUUGCAUGAUCAUCAAAUACAGAUACGUUGCGAUCUAGAACUUGAUCAAAGAGUUUUCAGUACGCCUACAACAUUUUAAGUAGCUGCUAUACGGGUUGAAGAUAAUGAAAAUGCUAAUGUUAGUGCUCGUGAUAUCACUAUGUACGGUCAUUCUAAUGAUUCACAUAGAGUGCAUUACUAUUAUGGAUAUUAUGAUCCGUUACUCGUCCCAUAUGGGGAAUCUGGUUGGCAUCAAGGCAUUGAUAGACACAGAAAUGCAUACUUUCAACCUCAACAUAUGUCGACAUCUGACAUUUUUCCUAACACAACUACAUCUGCAACUGAAUUUAUCGAAAAAGAGAAUGAAGUGCCCAGUCAAGGGAAGAAACGUACUCAGGUCUCUUGUCGAGAAUAUUAUUCGUAUAAGUUACAAAUAAGGACUUCUGGUAAGUCUGUGAUGCUUCACGAUGAUAGAUUAUUUCAGCAGUAUGUUGUAGAUAUAUAUGUUAAGAUUGAAACUGCCAGGUUGGAUUAUUUUCUCAAUAAUCAAAAACAAAUUCAUGCUGAACUUUACGAAGUUAUACUUCUGAAUUUGAAAUUCUCAAAACAUAUCAUUUUAGUUUUAUAUAUGUAUGGAUCUGUUGAUUUGUUCUAA
Molecule: messenger RNA, 643 nt
Organism: Olea europaea var. sylvestris
Lineage: Eukaryota; Viridiplantae; Streptophyta; Magnoliopsida; Lamiales; Oleaceae
Exons: 3
Coding region: 149-643 (164 amino acids)
Source: RefSeq, a predicted model, not a curated record